Molecule: messenger RNA, 1442 nt
Organism: Moneuplotes crassus
Lineage: Eukaryota; Ciliophora; Spirotrichea; Euplotida; Euplotidae
Source: the annotation of a GenBank genome assembly
UAUUUAGAAUUACAUGGAACAAGUACCAAUGGAGAUAGGCAGAGUUUAUGAAUAUGCUGAGUUCUGUACGAGGAGAGAUGAGCAUUGGGUGCAGUUUCAGGAGUUGUUAGAGAAAAUACAGCAGGGAACGCUUGAGGAAAUAAUGGACCAUAUUCAUACGCUGUACUACCUAGCUCAGAAGCUCAUUUGGUAUAAAAAUUUGAAACCAAGACCACUCAGGGGAUUAAUAGCUCUAAAAGAUUACGUGGUUCAGGAGACCGAGCAAGAAGAAUUAUUUGUGGAAGUCAUGCAUUUUAUCGCAACUAGAGCACUUGAUAUAAAAGACAUGUUUCCUGAGGACAAAGUUAGGAUUCUCUCAACUCACCAAGAGACAUGAGAGAGCUACACUUCAGUACAAAUCAGUUGAGCUAUUGCUCAUGGAUUUUUCUGAUUAAUUCCGGACCAAGAUAAGAGGCUGAAUUUACCAUUCCCAAUAAAUUUUACAUUGUGGCACUUAGAAGAAAGCCCGAUUGGGCUCGAAAAGUUGAAAUUUUUCUUCAAUUAUUUCAACUCACAGCAUUGAAUGCCUGAAGACGAGAGAUACAUCAGCUUUGAGAGAAAAUGAAUCCCUGAAAUAAUUUACGAUAAUCUUGAAAAUGACAUUUGGGCAAAUUCUGAUACCACCUUGGCAAGUGUCUUCUUCGACGACCAAGGUAAGAUAGAGGAUGAAGAAGGAUCACUGAUGGUCGAUUUUGCAAAUAAGUACAUUGGUGGUGGCUGCAUGAAACUUGGAUGAGUUCAGGAAGAAAUCUUGUUUCUGAUAUAUCCUGAGCUAUUAAUGGCUCUGAUGUUGUGUCCCAAAUUAGAGAAGAAUGAAGCCAUUCACAUCUUUGGAGCAAAGAGAUACAGUAGCUACACAGGAUAUGGAUACAGGACAGAAUAUACCGGCCCGUAUGAAGACAAACAGCCUCUUGAUGCUGACGGAAGGAUUGCAAGGAUCUUUACAGUAAUUGACGCAAUUAAUUUCGGAAGCAUAAGUUAUGAAUACAGUCAGUUCAAUAAAAAAUCUCUGUUAAGAGAACUCAACAAAGCUCUUAUUGGAUUCAGCAGCUUCACAGGUGAACCUGAAGAUGAUAAGCUGGUGGUCAGCACAGGCAACUGGGGAUGUGGAGCCUUUAAUGGAAACUGCGAGCUGAAGUUCAUGAUACAAUGGAUGGCAGCAAGCUUCCAAGGCAGAAAUAUGAAAUAUUUCACAUUUGAUGACGACAAAUGAGAGUUUUUAUCAGAAAUCAUAAAAUCCUGUAAAGGAAAGACUAUUAGAGAGAUGUAUGACAUUCUUCUCAGUCACAGUGCUUAUUUAAAAGCCAACACUAAAAACAAAUUUUCAAAGCCCAAGAAGGAUGCUUUGAGCAAAUAUAUAACAAAAGUCUACUACAAGAGGCCAUUUUAGCUAAAAUCCUAUU